This is a messenger RNA of Coregonus clupeaformis (lake whitefish), 2254 nucleotides long. Its product is annotated as B-cell receptor CD22-like. Bases 139 to 1641 code for a protein of 500 amino acids. The transcript is spliced from 9 exons. The record is from RefSeq and is a predicted model, not a curated record. Lineage: Eukaryota; Metazoa; Chordata; Actinopteri; Salmoniformes; Salmonidae.
AGCCACUGGAGUGGCAGCAAGAGGCCAGAAAGCACUGCUGCUCAUCUGGUUUGCUGAACAUUGUGCAGUUCUGCCAUCUUUCCUGUUUCACUUCAUCCGGGGAUUUCCACCAGAGCUGUCAGUCACUUUCAGAGAGUCAUGAGUGGUGCAGGUGCAGGGUCGUUGGUUCUCAUUGGCUGUCUGCUGAGAGGUGCUCUGUGCCAAAAUGGGAAAGUCUUGAUUCCCAGCGGUAUUCAGGCUCUGAGUGGAUCUUGUGUGCUAAUUCCAUGUAGAUUUACAUUGAAGUCUAAAUAUGAGUCAUCCCUCACUCGUCCAUGUAAAGGAACAUGGAACAGAGUAUUCGUGAAACCAGGGUUAAUGGCACCCACAAGAGAUGACUUGCUGCAGAAGGACUGCACCACUAUCUUGAACCUUCCUUACCCUUAUCCCCGUUCCUACCUAUCCCAAUAUUUCUUAAACCUUGAAUGUGACAAAAGUCUACCAUUUGAGUUUCCUCAAAGCAUCAAUAUUGAUGUUAAAGACUCUCCUCCCCAACCCACUCUAACCCCAGUUACAGUGAUUGUGAAUGAGGGGGAAUCAGUGAGUUUGAUCUGCUCUGCUGCAAGCCCCUGUCCCUUUCUCCCUCCAACUCUGACAUGGACCCCCAGACUGGGUGACAGUGUGGAGAAACAAGAGAAGGGACCAAACUGGGACCAAACUGAAGUCAUGACUUCUACUCUGACAUUCACUGCAUCAUACCUUCAUCAUGGACAGACAAUGUCCUGCACUGCUCUCUACAAACGACUUGAUGGCAACAGUGAUGUAUCAUCUGAGAAAAGCCUCCCAAUCACUGUUCAAUACCCUCCCAGGAACACCUCAGUGUUGGUCCGUCCCUCUGGUUCAGUGGUAGAGGGAAGCUCUGUGACUCUGACCUGCAGCAGCAAUGCCUACCCAGCAGUGAAGAGCUACACCUGGUACAGAGUUAAUGAAGAUCAGGUGGCACCAGUGAAGGCUACAAGAGUGCUAAAUGUCCAAGUGUCGCAAGACAACACCCAGUUCUACUGUGAGGCCAGAAAUGAGCUUGGAUUGCAGAAGUCUGCUGUUGUUCAACUAGGUGUGCCAUAUAAACCCAGGAACACCUCAGUAUCAGUCAGUCCCUCUAGUCUAGUCGUAGAGGGAAGCUCUGUGACUCUGACCUGCAGCAGCAAUGCCAACCCAGCAGUGAAGACCUACACCUGGUACAGAGUCAAUGAGAGCAAGAUGGUCCCGAUGGAGUCUAGAUCUCGGUCUCUGGUUCUGCAGGAUAUCAGUGAGAGUGGACUGUUCUGUUGUGAAGCACAGAAUAGCUAUGGCAAAGAAAUGGCCAGCAUCUUUGUGUAUCUGCACCACUGCCCCUCCACACCUACAGUAUCAGUUCCAUCCAUAAUCUGUGGAGUGGUCAUUGUCCUGUGGAUUCUAACAGUCAUCUUCGGAGUCUAUAGAUAUAUCAGAUUAUCCAGAGGACUGAAGUCAGUAGAUGACACAUACACCACACUAGAGAUCUCCAACGUGACCUCUACUUAUGAAGUCUUACAGGUGAGAGCACUCUUUAGGCUAGUAUUAGUCAUUUGCACACUAAAAAAAAUCACUGUAGUUCUAACACUUUUGGAAAUGUGUAUAUAAGUAGCAUUUAUUUGACCACACAUAACGUGUGUGUGUGUGUCCAUGUGUGCGAGCAUGCACGUGUUUGUGUGUUUGUGUGUGUGUCAGAGGAAAGAGCAUGGUAGCAGAGGAGCACAGAGGGAGACCAGUGGCAGUGAUAUGUGAAUGCUGCAGAGGGGAGAGCGACAGUAACACCAUGAUCGUAGCUCUGGAUUCACGGUUUCGGCUCUACCUGAGAGAAGUGAAUAUAGGGACUGUGGUAAUAUACCUCAUCAGAACCUUUUUCAUCUAUCAGACAAAUGUAAAUAACAAACAUAAAUCAAGCUUUUCACUUUGUCAUCUCCAAAUAUUUUAGUUUAACCAUCCAUUUCCACCCUUUAUGUUUAUUUCAGUUCAUCUGUAUUUCAGGUUUUAUUGCACAUUUUUAUAUUCAUUCUAUAAUUAUAUCACAUGUAUUAAUUUCUUGAUGAUGAUUAAUUGGUUAAAUGUACUAGAUGGUUCUUCACUUGUGGUCCUCUGUAGCUCAGUUGGUAGAGCAUGGCACCAGGAUAGUGGAUUCGGUUCCCGGGUCCAACCAUAUGUAAAAUGUAUGCACACAUGACUGUAACGAACUGUUCAGAAAUUGCUGGGGGAG